This is a messenger RNA of Podarcis muralis (Common wall lizard), 1021 nucleotides long. The record is from RefSeq and is a predicted model, not a curated record. NCBI's taxonomy places the organism in Eukaryota, Metazoa, Chordata, Lepidosauria, Squamata, Lacertidae.
AUGGUUCACUGUGGUCCAUCUUGCGCUGUCCCAUCCUGUGCCUCCACCCCAGUUGUGGGUUUUGGAUCAGCAGGUCAUGGCUACAGAGGUCUUGGCUAUGGCCUUGGCUUUGGUCAUGGAGGUUUCGGCUGGGGGCAUGGAGGCUCUAUUGAAUCCUCUGGAUCCCUUGGCACCCUGAACGGUGUUAUUCCUUCAUGCAUCAACCAGCUCCCACCAGCAGAGGUCGUGAUCCAGCCACCUCCCAGUGUCCUGACCAUCCCAGGGCCCAUCCUCUCUGCUAGCUGUGAACCUGUGUCUGUUGGAGGCAACACUCCAUGUGCUGUUGGGGGUUAUGGCUAUGGGUACGGCAGAGGGCUCUUUGGGGAUGGUUAUGGUUACUUUGGAAAGAGGUCUUUGUUGGGUGGCCGUUCUGGUAUCUGUUCAUACCCCUGCUAAACCCAGAUGGAUGACCCCCUUGCAAACUCAGAAUUUGGAACUGUGAUAUCCUGGCUCAUGCCUGAGUUCAUGCACUCACAUUUCAGAAAGGCUGAGUGUGCACAUUGCUUCAGGAAAAGAAUGCAACUUGUGGAUGCUCAGCUCCCUCUGAAAAGCCUAUUCUCAUGCCUUUUCUUGCCUUCCUUUUAAAAAAAAUAUAUGUAUAUGUCCCUCUCUUUGUCUUCUUAUAUAUAAAACAGCAAGUCUGUUCUGCAAGCCUCCACUGCACUAAGCUACAAAAUCUGUCAUAUGUGGACUUAGAGUUCUUGAGUUAAAAGCUUUCCCCUUGAGUAGAAGAAGAUGUAAGCAAUUCCUUGCAAAGACAGUGCUCUGCCUGAUUGGUUUAGCCUGUGUUUAUGUGUGGUUUUCAAUGUAUCUCAUGAUUUACCAUAUCUCAUGGAUGGGAAACCUCUCUCUUGGCCCCAGGUGUUCUUGGACUCUAGCUCUCAUCCCCAGCCAGAAUAGCCAAUAGUCAAGGAUUAUGGGAGUUGUAGUCUAACAACAUUUGGCAGGGUCUACUGUAAAAGCAAACUGUCCACUCUGUUUU